AUGUAUUACUGGCACGCGAAACCUUAAAUUAGAGUGAAUAAAUGAAGACUCGGCACAUCACUUCUGAAAGGUUGCUGACCCCUGAUCUAGCACCUCUGGGUGAAGAAAUCUUGUUUGUUUCUCGUCCUCUGGCUCGGCUCUGGGCUCCUGGCCAUCUGGCUCAUCUUUCACUUUAUGGACAUGGUUCUGUAUGCACCCAGGUGUCCAAACUCUCUUCUUCAAGGGCCUGAUUCUGUGAGGUGGUUGAGCAUCCUCAAUUCCGACUGCCUUAGCGAGCUGAGAACACCCCAAGCAGUCUAUAUUAGAGAGUCUAUACCAGUAGCUAUGCCAGUAGAGCCGCCUAGAGGAGAUGUGGCAUAAAGAGAUCUUUUGCCGGUAUGGUUCAACCACCAGCCCAAACUACAUAAGCUAUACUGGUAAAAGGACUCGUGCUGGCAUAGCAGCAUCUACAUGGAGGUUUUUGGCAGCCUAGCUGUGUUGGUCAGCAGUGUGGAUUUUUUCACACCCCUGCCCUACAUAACUAUUCCAGGAAAAUUUUGUGGUGUAGACCUGGCCUCAGCAGGUUGCAGGAUUGGGCUGUAAGCUCUCAGACCAGUAAGGCUCCAAAGUGCACACUGUGGGUUUAGACUGGCUGGCAGAGCUUUCCUGGCCACGUAAGAGGCACUGGCCUUGGGGUGAAGGGUAGUUAAUGUUAGGGCAGCGGAUGUUGGACGUAGCCUGGCAGUGAACUAUGAAGUCUGCUGCAGUGGGGAGAGGUUGUAAAGCACUUUGCAAGCCUGCAUGCUCUAUGCCUCUCGCCCGCCAGCCUGAGGCUAGAUGAUAUGAGGCAGCCAGUUAAUGUGUGGGGACCGGAGUGUGCUACAUCUCCCCUGCAUGAUGUGAUGGAGCAGAAGCCAUGGGGGUGUUUUUACCCUCUUCUGCUGAAGUGGGGCAUAUCUGUUCACUGAGAGACAAAGAUGCCCUGAGCUGACUGAUGAGAAUCCCUGUAGGCCUUGUGGCCUGCUUCUUGGGCACUCUGGGGUUAUGCAGAGCGGCUGAUAUCCCCCGGCUUCAAGACAGAGCAUCUUGGGGCAGAUCAGAUGCCGAAUGGAUAUGUGGGGUGGGAGCAGGGCCGCCUGGGGGGGGGCAAGAGGGGCAAUUUGCCCCGGGCCCUGCAGGGGCCCCGACGAGAAUACAGUAUUCUAUAAUAUUGCAACUUUUUUUUUAAUGGAAGGGGCCCCCGAAAUUGCUUUGCCCCAGGCCCCCUGAAUCCUCUGGAUGGCCCUGGGUGGGAGGGCUGAAAGUGGGUUAGAUGAGCUGGUGAGGGCCAGCUGCCAUUCUGUGACGUGUGGUGUGUACCUAAGGAGCCUGGAGGCAGUAUUGGGUGGGUCAUAGUUUCCUGUAGAGACGAUGGGUAUAUAGAGCUCAGCUGGGACCUGCAGCAGGCUGCCCAGGCUCCAGAAAAAGCCGUCUUUCCCCAUGGAUCAGUCUCUGCUACUCAUGUGACCAAGGGCCUGCGACUUUGAGCCCUCCAUGACUCUCCCAUUUUCUUCCCAACAGGUAGGUGAGAGCCCUGAGUAUCUGAGCAAGGCAGCAUGGCAAUGUUCCUGGGGGCCAAGAAUGCCCACUCAGUUCUCAAACGCUUCCCCCGGGCCAACAGCUUCCUGGAGGAGUUCCGCCAGGGCACCAUCGAGCGGGAGUGCAUCGAGGAGAUCUGCAGCUAUGAGGAGGUCAAGGAGGUGUUCGAGAACAAGGAGAAAACGAUGGAGUUCUGGAAAGGAUACACCAACUCCAUAUAUUCCGUCAAGGACCCCGGGCAGGGCACGGAGCGCUCAGAUGCCAUGUAUGUAGUGGUGCCUCUCCUGGGAGUGGCUCUGCUUAUAGUCAUUGCCCUGUUCAUCAUCUGGAGGUGUCAGCUGCAGAAGGCCACGCGCCACCGUCCCUCGUACGCCCAGAACCGCUACUUGGCCAGCCGAGCAGGCCGCAGCCUCCCCAGGGUCAUGGUGUACCGAGAGACCUCUCACAGCCAUGGGGAAGGCCAGUCCCAGCGUGAGUCAGGCAGCAGGGUGCCUGCCGAAGGCAGAGCAGGAGGCACUCUUUACCCGCCGGAGCACUCCGUCUCCGUCCUCUCCAGACUGUCUAGUGCCACCCCUCCCCCUUCCUACGAGGAGGUGACCGGUCACCCGGAGAGCAGCAGUGGCGAGGAAACCAGCGUCUCCUACAACGACCCACCGCCCAAAUACGAAGAGAUAGUGGGUGUGGUCCCUGCCUUGGUUAAAUAGCGGUGCUAACUCCCUGCGCCUGGAUCCUCCUUUUGGUGUAAUUCUCUCUCUCACUUUUACUAGACGAUGCCAUCACGGAAAAGCCUUACCUUCUUCGCUCACCAAAAAUAACCGUCCCUAACCGGGGGGAGGGAGUGGCACCAGAGUCCAGGCUGGGGUGCAGCGGAGAGCAGCCACCGAUGCAAGAAGGCACAAGCCCUGGAAAUCCCCUCUCUCCUGCAGCCACAAUCCAGCUCACACAGGCUCUGCAUGGAGGGAGACCAGCCCCUGAGAGGCACCCUGGCAGGUUACGUUAGGUUCCUUGGUGCCCAUGAUCACUGGGGUGAAGGGAUCUCGCAGCAGUGGAGUUCCUCUCCCUGUAUCCCAGCAAAGCCCCAUUUCUUUUUGUAGUGGGAAGAGUGGAGCAGGAUGAACAAAACCUUCCCGAGGGGCAAGAGGUGCUUCCUGCCCACCCCAAACAGGCAGCUCUGCCCAUGUGACGUGGCACUCACAGAAGUGGGGAGGGAUGCUCUGUGGAGUGCCAGGCUGCGAGGAGGGAGAACGGCCCUGCCAUCCCUUUCCCAUAAGUGCCAUAACAGCAGGAGAUGAGUGGCAGAUUGUCGCUGGCCCUGUGGGGGUUCUCGUUGGUGUGUUCAAUCAAAAAAAUAGGUGUAGUGUCGUCCUGUGUUUGAAACAGCCACACUGCUGCCUCGGCACCCACCUCAGCCCCACUGUAUAUGCACACGCUAUCCCUGGCACCCGUGACGCUGAGACGCCUGUAGACAUGGGACCAGCGGUCGGACAGACAGGACCUUUUCAAUGUUUCUUGCAACAUCCAUCAGUGGAGCCAAUGAUGGUUUGUGCCUCAACAAUCCUGUUGUUCAUACAUCUGGAUGAGAUCCUGUUUUUCCCUGCAUCUGGACUGUGGGAUCUUUGUUCUGGGGAUGGUCCUGGCUAUUUCACUGCUCACUUGUUUAGCACUAAUAUUUUAUUUUGCCUUUGGAAGAUUUACUUUUCCUUGGUUUCUUGCCAGGGGUGUGUGUGUGUGUGAAUGUCAAAUACUUGAGAUCCCUGCACAGCUUUGCACAAGGGGUGAAACAAAUCCACUCUCUAGCUCUGUUACCUGGAACAGUGAGAGAUGCAGUUUAUAUCGGCCUCCUCCCUCUUCUCUGCUCAUUCUGCCCAACUGCAUUCUGCAUCGUUGUGAUCUUCUGCAGGAUGCGGCUGCAACCAGGGAGACGUUUUGUGAUCCUGUAUCUUAUUUCCGAAGGGGAAUAUCCGAGGGGCUAACGCCUGUGUAGAGAAUGUCUCUAGAAGUGGGGACUGGGGUUUGUGUCUCGAUGAUCACUGCUUUUCAUAACAUCUGUUCUAGGGAGCGGUGCUUCUGUAGCAUUGGGGACGAGGGCAUUGAGCUAGGAUUGUCCUCUUGUGCCUCCUGUCUCUGUGUAUGGCUGAAGCAGGCGGGCAGUGGUCUGUUCUUUUGCCUUGCAUGACGCCAAAUCAAAGAUUGGUCCUGGCAGUUUUUUAAGGUUCUUCCCUUCCGUUAAGUUUGGGGACGCCUCUUUUUCCUUGACCCUUCCCCGUUCCCCCUCCCAGACCUCUGCCAGGGCCUCUCCCACAAAUUGGACGCAGUUAAAGAGGAUGUCUUUCCAUCCCAUUCCCCAUCCCACCAUGCUCCAGCUUCCUCUACCAGUGCAGUCUGAAGAAAGGGAUGCAUUGAACUACAUGCUCACCAGGCUGGAGGCAGAUGCAGUGCAGCAUCCCUGCCAUCCUCCACCCCAGAUGUGCUGCCCCAUGUCCAUUUGUCCUGCCUGCGGCUUUGCUUCUGUGGGACCAUCAGCUCUGCAAGGUGAGGAUGUGAGACUGGUCUCUAAGGCCCACAGCGUGAUCUGGGCUGAGGCUACUGUACAGAAUCUGCCAAGGCAGAGGGGAAUCCCUGGGGCUUUGUGAGGUCAGGGUGAGCUGACUUGGGACCGUAGGGCCUGGUGCACCUGCCAGGGUCAGGCAAGCAUGACUUGCUUCAGUGUCUUGUGCUGCCCCUUGCUAUCUUCUGGGGCUCACACAGCUGGCAGGGCAGAGCUAGAGGAGGCAGGAGGCACAGAUGAGGGAGAGCAGAGGAACGAGGGAAAGGGGAAAGGGGGAUUGUGGGUGAACAUGCUCUUGUGAAGUAAAGUGGGGGAAAGAGGAACUCAGUUUUGACCAGCCAAUAACUCAGAGAAAGCCCCUAGACGCUCAGCCGCUCUGAUUAGCCAACUGAACCGUGCUGCCAUCAACUCAGGUACUUUGCAAUGUUUCUGUUCAGCAGGAAGUGGUGUGCAGGGAAUUGUCGGGGCUGGUGGACUCUUACCCUCUCCCCCCGCACAAUGUUUCCAGAGACGGGCUGGCCAUAUGGGUAGGAGGCAUUUUCUGCAUGGUGCGUGUUUGAUACAAGCCAUUACCAAGCUUCACAAAUGUGACUCUCUGUUGAAGAUCCCAUGUUCACAGCACUGUGCUUUAUAUGCAACCAGGAGGUCAAAUCUCUACUCUUUCCUAUGAUUUCUGGUCACCUGUAACUGUAAAGAGAUCUAUGAAACAUCAGAAACAUAUGGAUGCUGCAUAUUGUGGGGCAGAUUGUGGUUAAGGCAUAGGAUGGGGAGCUAGAAGGUCUGGGUUCUGUUCCUGGCCCUGUCACUGAGGCACUGUGUGACCUUGGGACAGUCACUUACCCUGUCUGUGCUUCAGUUUCCAGAGGGACAGUAUCUUGUCGGGGUGUUGUGAGGCUAAAUUCAUCGCAUGUAAAGUGCUUUGAGAUCCUUGGAUCAAGAUACAGAGGAUCUGGCACAGGAUAAAUGGGCGGAGCUUAGGAAAGUUCCCUAUAAGAUUCUGCAGGUUCUUUUGAGCUUCCUCUGUCUGCAGAGGACUCUUAUCCUUAUGGGUUUAAGAGUCCUUUGGUGCGUGGACAUGGACUGGAUUAUCUGUGGGGUUUCCCUAGGGGCUGUGUUGAACUUCAGGCUCUAGGGCUACCAAUUUAAAACCAGAACGCGCUGUCAGACCUUCUAGAGUUGCAGUGCACACUCCCUGUCCC
Messenger RNA from Mauremys mutica (yellowpond turtle), 5304 nucleotides. RefSeq names its product proline rich and Gla domain 3 (gene PRRG3). NCBI's taxonomy places the organism in Eukaryota, Metazoa, Chordata, Testudines, Geoemydidae. Bases 1575 to 2261 code for a protein of 228 amino acids. Gene Ontology annotation, molecular function: calcium ion binding. The record is from RefSeq and is a predicted model, not a curated record. Gene Ontology annotation, cellular component: extracellular region. The transcript is spliced from 3 exons.